Molecule: messenger RNA, 1205 nt
Organism: Eleginops maclovinus (Patagonian blennie)
Lineage: Eukaryota; Metazoa; Chordata; Actinopteri; Perciformes; Eleginopidae
Gene: prrg2
Product: proline rich Gla (G-carboxyglutamic acid) 2
Exons: 6
Coding region: 260-865 (201 amino acids)
Cellular component (GO): plasma membrane; extracellular region
Molecular function (GO): calcium ion binding
Source: RefSeq, a predicted model, not a curated record
UGUAAUGUGACGUUCCUCUGGGAAAAGAACACAACUCACUACGGUUUCAACCGAAACGCAGCAUGAGGAAGUUCACUUCCAUGUCUUGGUGAUUCGGAAAGAGUUGGUGUUGUUUUCCUGCUGGAAGCUCUGAGAGACAGGGGCCAACUGCAGCUCAGUGGGGGGAGGCAGGUGAGUGUUGGUGGCUCAUCUUCUCGGAACAGGCGUGGAUCCAUUACUGCUGAGGCUCUUCUGCUCACUUCCUGUAGUGUAGAGCUGUAUGGCAGUGGUGUGGGCCCCCGGGCCGGCCUUGCUGGCCCUGCUGGCCCUGCUGCAGCUGACCUGCUGCUCCGUCCUCUCCAGACCUGCUCAAGUGCUGCUGGAGGGACAGGCAGCGUCCUCCUUCCUUUCCCGCUCCCUGCUCUAUAACAGCUGGGACUUUGAGAUAGUGGUGUCUGAUGAUCUGGAGCGGGAGUGUAUUGAGGAGCAGUGCAGCUAUGAGGAGGCCAGGGAGGUGUUUGAGGACGACACCCAGACGAAACUAUUUUGGAAGACCUACAGCCAAGAGUAUGCUCCCAGAGUGGAUGUGUCGGGGCUGGUGGCCGGAAUCCUGGCCCUCCUUGUUGUUUCUGCUAUUGCCACUGUGCUGGGAAUCUACUGUUACAAAGCCAAGAACAAAGGUGGACCAAGAGCUCCAGUGAGGAUGGCAGCAGAUGGCCGUCCAGCCCCAGAGACCGUGCCUCUGGCUGGGAUCAUGGUCCCAGGUUUACCCAGCUACAAUGAGGCUCUGAACCGCAGUGGGCAACAUGAUGCCCCCCCACCACCUUAUUCAGGUGGUGCGCCCUCAGAACCAGCUGAUCCCGGGGAUGGAGAAAGAGAGGUCUGAGCCUCUUCUGGAGCUGUGAUGGGUACCGGGGGUUUGAAUCAACCUUGAAAUAUUCCAUGUUUUUGAAUUUACUGUAUUUAUAAGUGAAGUUAGCAUAGAAAGGACACUACUGACAGUGUGGUGGACAAAGCGUGUUGGUUGUCUUCUACACGUGAUGCUUAUAGUGGGUCUGUAUGAGGGUGUGGUUCAUUUGUGUGGUUUCAUUGUACACCAAACUGUGUUGUGUUUGUAAGGUAUUUUUAAACAAAGCAACAAAACACAAGAAUCGUUUCAUUGGGAGAAUAGUUUUCCCCAAGAGAAUUGAGCAUGUUUUAUACAAUAAAUGAUACAGCAUUUUAAA